Molecule: messenger RNA, 710 nt
Organism: Episyrphus balteatus (marmalade hoverfly)
Lineage: Eukaryota; Metazoa; Arthropoda; Insecta; Diptera; Syrphidae
Gene: Dnaaf6
Product: dynein axonemal assembly factor 6
Exons: 3
Coding region: 73-666 (197 amino acids)
Biological process (GO): axonemal dynein complex assembly
Cellular component (GO): cytoplasm
Molecular function (GO): dynein intermediate chain binding; protein-folding chaperone binding
Source: RefSeq, a predicted model, not a curated record
CAAUUUGUUGUUUAAUCGAUAAAUUCAAAACACAUUUUCCUCAUUAACCUGAACGCAGAGAAAUAUUAAAAGAUGUCUCUUUUUGAAAAUGCAGAUAGCAUUUUGUUGCUGAAAAAACUUCUUCAGAAUCCUGAAAAUGAAGACUCAAGUUCUGACUCAGAAGAUGAGAAUCAAUCUAAAAGGAAGAAUUUAGGACCUUCUAAUUUCGGUCCAAGACCGCAAUCAAACGCUCUAACAAAACCCGAUUCUUCGUUGAAACCUGAACCAAAAAAAGACCAAUCCAUUGAAGAGUGGUUAGAAGCACAAGAAAAAGAAGACAAUGAUAUUUUGGAAACUCGUAAAAGACCAGAAUAUAAAAUCACUUAUAAACAGUCAGUUGGAACAGAAGAUGUAUUUCUUCAGAUGGGAAAUAAAACAAGUGCAUCUAGUAGCUGUGAAGAUAUGAUUAUUGAAAUUGAAAUGCCCGAAGAAACUGUUGCAGUUCAUCAGAUGGAUAUUUCUGUAACAGAAAAUGAAAUUGAUUUAGCCACUCCGAUGUACAGGCUCAAAUUGCCAUUGACACAUCCGAUAAAUCCUGAUAAAAGUUCAGCAAAGUACUUUACGGAACGUAAGACACUGUGCUUGACAUGUCGCAUGAAUCGCGAAUAUGAUUAUGUUAAUUUUUAGAAAAAUAACCUGAAAAUAAAUACAUUUUUGGUCAGAAUUUGAAA